AUGCUUUUCUCAACGUCUGCCAUCAUAGAGCAUUUCUCACUGGUAGGGUGGAGCUAUGGCUCAAAGGGAAACAUCGCCAAGGCACCUCGGUUUGACACGGUUCAUCUUCAUAUCGAUCAGCUCGGGUUCGUCUGGGUCAAUCUAGAUUCAUCCGAGAAACCCAGUGUUAAGUGCGAAGAGCAAUUCGAGAACAUUGACACUAAAGCAAGAAUCACUGAGGUCUACAAUAUGGAUGACUACGAAUUUGAUCAUACUUGGUCUCUUGAUGGUUGUAACUUCAAAUGGAAGACACUGGUUGAGAAUUAUAAUGAGCGUUAUCAUUGUUCUACGGCGCACCCAGGAAUUGCGCCUCACAUUCAGAAGGAUAUCAAAUUUGAUGUUGAUCCAAAACUAUGCUACAUUCGUCACCUUGGUGAAGAUAUGGAAGUCGGCAAUAUUGUUGCUAGCCCAACAUACAUGUUCCCCAACUCCUCCGUCACCAUGUCACGGCAUUUUGUCGCCGUGUAUGUGAGGCAGUCAAGAUUAACAGAGCGACUACUUCGACAUGGUAGAUGCAUUGAACAGCCUUCAACCGUUACUACCAAUAAAACUUGGGAUUGUUUUGGCUUUAGCUAG
This is a messenger RNA of Penicillium macrosclerotiorum, 615 nucleotides long. Its product is annotated as Rieske iron-sulfur domain-containing protein. Gene Ontology annotation, molecular function: 2 iron, 2 sulfur cluster binding; iron ion binding. NCBI's taxonomy places the organism in Eukaryota, Fungi, Ascomycota, Eurotiomycetes, Eurotiales, Aspergillaceae. Bases 1 to 615 code for a protein of 204 amino acids. The transcript has 4 exons. The record is from RefSeq and is a predicted model, not a curated record.